CGCAGCCAUGUACUGUGCCCUGCAUGGCAGAGAGACAGUGAGGAGAGCGUUGGUUGAGUACGGCUUCUCGGAAAGGAACUUCUUGGCUCUCACCGUCCGCUUCCUGUUCGGCCUCCUCAAUGAGGAGAUGAGAUGUUACCUGGAGGAGAAUCUGGGCUGGACCAUCUCCCCUCAGGUCAAGGAGGAAGUGUUGGCGUGGAUCCGAGACAAAGCUCACAGUGAAGGAUCCACCCUGCAGCGUGGCUCCCUGGAGCUCCUCAGCUGCUUGUAUGAGAUCCAGGAGGAAGACUUCAUCCAGCAGGCCCUGAGCCACUUUGAAGUGGUGGUAGUCAGCAACAUCGCGACCAAGAUGGAGCACGUGGUAUGCUCCUUUUGCGUGAGGUACUGCAGGAGCGCCGUGGUGAUUCAUUUGUAUGCGAGUACCUACAGUCCAGGCACAGAGGAUGGCCCGGCGGCACCUUCAGGAGGCCGGCCUCUGUCCGAACCCUUACAGGAGAGGAACACACUUCCUGAUGUCUACAGUGCACAUCUCUCAGCAGCUGUCUGCACCAACCCAAACCUGAUCGAGCUGGCCUUGUACCGCAACGCCUUGAGCAGCCGGGGUGUGCGGCUGCUCUGCCAGGGCCUCAGACAUGCCAACUGCAAGAUUCAAAACCUGAGGCUGAAGAGGUGUCAGGUCUCUGGAUCAGCCUGCCAGGACCUGGCAGCGGCUCUCAUCGCCAACAGGAACUUAACCAGGCUGGACCUCAGUGGCAACAGCAUUGGGGUGCCAGGCCUGGAACUGCUCUGCGAGGGCCUGAGGCACCCCAGGUGUAGGCUGCAGACGAUCCAGCUGAGGAAGUGUCUUCUGGAGGCCACAGCUGGAGGAGCGAUCGCCUCUGUUCUCAGCAACAACUCACAUCUGGUGGAGCUGGACCUGACAGGAAACCCCUUGGAGGACUUGGGACUGAAGCUGCUGUGUCAAGGGUUGAGACACCCAGUCUGCAGGCUGCACACCUUGUGGCUGAAGAUCUGCCACCUGGGCCAGGCUGCCUGUGAAGAUCUGGCCUUCAGCCUCAGCAUGAACCAGAGCCUGAUGGAGCUGGACCUAGGUCUGAAUGACCUUGGGGAUCCCGGAGUGCUUCUGCUGUGUAAGGGCCUCGGGCACCCAGACUGCAAACUCCAGACCCUCCGGUUGGGCAUUUGCCGGCUGGGCGCAGACGCAUGCGCAGGGCUUGCCCGUGUGCUCCAGGUCAACACUUGCCUCCGAGAGCUGGACCUGAGCUUCAAUGACUUGGGAGACAGGGGCCUGUGGCUGCUGGGGGAAGGACUGCGGCACCCGUCCUGCAGACUCCAGAAGCUGUGGCUGGACAGCUGUGGCCUCACGUCGAAAGCGUGUGAGGACCUUUCUUCCAUCCUAGGAGCCAACCAGACCCUAAAUGAGCUUUAUUUGACCAACAAUGCCCUGGGGGACACAGGUGUCCGGCUGCUGUGCAAGAGGCUGAGACAUCCAGGCUGCAAACUUCGAGUCCUGUGGCUGUUUGGAAUGGACCUGAACAAAAUGACCCACAAGAGGCUGGCAGCACUUCGAGUCACAAAACCGUACUUGGAUAUUGGGUGCUGAGCCCUCCUGCAGCAUAAUGGAAGCGAUCGCAAUGGAAGCGAUCACGACCUUGAAUCCCUCAGACAGCUGUGACCCAGCACUUGAGAGGCAGAACUUUUGAAGGACAGCUUCUGCUACAUGGUGAGGUGGAGUCGAGGAUUGGAAAUUCAAGGUCGUGCUCAGAAACCAGAGGGGGCUCCAUGAGACUGUCUUGGGGCAAGGAGGCCCAGAAAGUGCAGGUUGACAAAAAUGUUCCUUCUGCUUAAAUCAUAAACACUCAACCUCUGACGAAGCUCUUUGGAUUUGGAUGCCGACGCCAUGCACAUCAUUUAGGAUGUGGACUGGCUGGUUAGCAGGUUUGAAGAGCGGUAGUAGAAAAUACGUGGGGAAAUGAAAAAAAAAAAUCUGGGAGUCCCGGACAUUUCCCCCACUGAGCUAAGACUCCCACCUGCUGGCCAAAGUAUGGAACUACAACAGAUUAAAAUAUGCCCUGAGAGGGUUUGGCCCGGUGUGUGUUGAGAGGCUUCUCUGUGUAGCUUUGGUUGUCCUGGAACUUCUCUGUAGACCAGGCUGGCUUCAAACUCAGUUCUGCUUGCCUCUGCUGCCCAAGACCCAGAAUUAUUUGUGCACAGUGCAAGUGAAUUUUCCAGAAGCAAUUUAAGAAACAGCAAUGACUCCAGAAUCCUUACAGAUGGAGGGGUGGCCCAUACUUCCCUGUACUUACAAUGUACUUACAACCUGGGAAACUAUACACUUGUCCCCAGAAGCUAAGGGCCCAAACUGGGCUGGCCUGCAAAUCCAAGGUUCCAGAGACGCCAGGUCUAGGAUACUCUAGAACUGGUUAUAUCCACUAUGCACAAUGAGGCCUCAGAACAUGCUGGGCAUAUGGAUCAGCUCCAUACUGGCUGCCUAGCAUGUAUGGAACCCUGGACUCUGUACUCUGUCCUCAGGCACUAUAGAGCUUGACGGGCCCAUGGUUAAAAAAAUAACGUUUGGGUUUGGAAAGUGCUGUGCAUGGUAGUUUAUGCCCUUAGGAGGCAAAGGGCGGCCACUCAAGACCAGGGAACUAUAUGAAGGCCCAGUCUGAAAACAAAUCACUAUGGGAGAGGCUCAGACAACCUGGGUUUUAACUCCAGUACCUACAGGACCGCUUAUAACUAUGGUAACCCCAGGUCUGGUGUGUUAAUAUGGUAAAGAUUGAAACCUGUAAAGGAGCAGACUUAAAUUAAAAAACUAAAGCCUGUGGCCAGCCAUCAUGGCACCUACAAUGCUAGCAGCCAGGGGGCAGUCAGGCCAGCCAGGUGAAUUUAGGCCCCUGUAAGACUUGGCCUGAUAACAUUUCUGGUCUGCCUGAGUUCCAAGAUUGCUCAAUCACCUGAACCUUACAGCCUAUUCCAAAAGCAUCUCCCAGGUGGCUUGGACUCUACCUCCGUGGUAGUUUAAGGGCCUUGGCUCACCUUUCCCCUAGAUACCUCCCACCCUCCCCCUAAAUACCAGGAUGCUUUUCUG
This is a messenger RNA of Peromyscus leucopus (white-footed mouse), 3091 nucleotides long. It is a transcript of the gene Nlrp12, whose product is annotated as NLR family pyrin domain containing 12. The transcript is spliced from 8 exons. The coding region runs from base 8 to 1603 and encodes 531 amino acids. The record is from RefSeq and is a predicted model, not a curated record. Gene Ontology annotation, biological process: cellular response to cytokine stimulus; negative regulation of canonical NF-kappaB signal transduction; positive regulation of MHC class I biosynthetic process. Gene Ontology annotation, molecular function: protein binding. Gene Ontology annotation, cellular component: cytoplasm. Lineage: Eukaryota; Metazoa; Chordata; Mammalia; Rodentia; Cricetidae.